Molecule: messenger RNA, 4115 nt
Organism: Coregonus clupeaformis (lake whitefish)
Lineage: Eukaryota; Metazoa; Chordata; Actinopteri; Salmoniformes; Salmonidae
Exons: 17
Coding region: 136-3786 (1216 amino acids)
Molecular function (GO): DNA binding
Source: RefSeq, a predicted model, not a curated record
AACGGAAGUUCUUGGCGGAAGUGACGCAUUUGAAAAUGCCGUCCAAUCACACGACAUUCGAGGGAAAUUCAAAUUACGGAUCUCUGCGAAACCAGCAAACAAUGGACCAUUUUGAAAUGAUCAGAUCGUGGUUGCAUGUCGCUUGCUAGUUUAUUUCAGUGGCUCCAGUUAAGAUUUCUCUACGUGUCGUCCAAAAUCGUGAAAAACAUGUUUACUCCGUCAAGAUACAACAGAGAAGCAACUUAUUUUUAUGAAGAAGACCCAGUUGGUGGAGACCGAACUUUUUUCCCUGCAUUGAAGGCUUUGAGGACAAGCGAGCCGAUAACCAGGGAACUCGUUGAAAGCCCAGCCAAGGUAUUUGCGAGGAUGAAAUCUAGAGUUCAGGCAGAGAGAAUACCGGUUGAGAACGAGAGGACCAAAACACCUAAACCCGUGAGAGAAAAACAGGUCAGAGAAAAGCGAGUCCAAGAAGAACAUGGUGGAGUAAUGAACUCGCCAAGAAAACGACAUCAGCCUUGGGUGAACUAUGAACAAAAGGAAAACGAGGACCUUGAAUUCACUUACGAGGCAGAGGCUAUGACCCUUUCACCAGUUCAAUCGCCAAACAAGGGUUUGACAUAUUCACACUUUAUGGUCCACACACAAGACCUUCAACGACCAUCACCCUUGAAAGACCUAGGUAGUAGUGCGUUCAAGCAAACCAACAGAAAUACACAAAAUAAAGGCCCAGCUCUGGAUGCUUUCUCAACAAAGUCCCAAAGGAAAGCUUUGUCAUACCCGCACACUCUGCUCAGCUCAAAUGACAUCCAACAACCAGCACCCCUCAAAGACUUCGAAAGUGCCUCCCAGACAACCAACAGAAGGUCAAAGCAUAGGUCGAAGUCAACGGAAGAUUGCAAUGGGGCACCCAACAUUGUACAUGAUGAAUCAGUUUACAGGUCACAAGUUGUUUUGGAUAGACUGCCAUGCCUGGAUUCUCUAGCAAAUAGGUUUUCUCUUCUGAAAGAGGGAAGGCGAAAGCGGGACCAACAAGACGGUUAUCAAGUGAGCAGCCCACAGGAUCCCAUGAAAGGAGGAAGUGCCCGUGUGCGCAGCAUGUCGACCCCGGCACAUGCCGCCGGGGGCACCGAAGAGGACGCCAGUGUGAACGUGACCUGUAGUGUAACCUCAGUGCCCACUGGCCUAUCAGAGACCAGCGUUCCGUCGAGUCCAGAUGCCGGCCUCAGCCAGUGUGGGUUCUACCGUGAUAAGCCUCCCCCCAAGCCCCUCCCAGACCUGGUGCACGACCCCCUCCUGCAGGUCUCACCGAAGAUCUCCAUCCCCAAGAAGCGGGAGGCUGUAUUCCAAGCCAAGCACCUAGCAGAGUCCACUGGAUCCAAUGCUACAGGGAUUCACCUUAGACACUGGCUCCUGAAGAGUAGGAGAGGCAGGUUGUAUGUGGAUGGUGUCCGUGCGGACAACAAGAUGCCCUGGCACAGCAACCUCAUCGCAGAGCGAAUCUCAACCAACGUCCUGAAGACCGCUUCUGGCAGCAUUUACAUCCUGGUGGGAAAGAUGACCCCGGAUUUCAGCGGAACUCAACUCCCAACAUGGCUGUUGAAGAAGUUUCUCUUUGGCUUCCCAAAGAAUUGGAAGGAAUACCUUGAGCGCUUUUUGUCAGAGCCGAAUGGUUCAGAAGCUGAACAUUCUAAAAAGGGGAGUAAGGACCUGGCAACACCCCAGAACCAAAAACACCUCCCCACGAAGAAGCAGUCUUCCACAUCCCAAAUGCCAAACGCCACUAAGAGACCUGCUCCUUGCAGUGCCACCAGUGCGGUGAGCAGUGCUAAGGUUUCCCGGAGUGGCCGGCUUCUCAAAACCCCUCUGGAGUACUGGAAAGGGGCCAGAGUCAUCUUGGAUUGCGACAUGAACGUCACCAUUCAUGGGGGUUAUGACCAGUCGUCUAUACUUUACUCUCAAGUCAGUACGCCUGUGGCCAGAGUAUUGUUAGACGGACCACCAAAACCGGCCAAGGUGUUCUUACCUCCAGCGGAAGAGCGGCUGCGAGGUGACACCAGUGACGAGGAGACUGUGCCACUGAGAAAGGUGAAGGCUUAUCACAGGCCUCUGAGGUCGAAGCCAGAGGAGAACCCCCCUCACACGGCCCCUGAGUCUUGGCGGUGUAAGGCUGAAGACGACGCCCUUUCCAGGGGCCCCGAAAGGCCCAAGAAGGCCAGCCCAGAGCCUCACAGGUCCAUGUCUUUGGAGAACUCCUCUCACAGGGGCCUAGGAAGACCCAAGAAAGCCAGUCCAAACUCUCAGUGGUCUAAGCCAGAGAACCCCUCUCACAGGGGCAGAGGAAGACCCAAGAGGGUGAGCCCAGCAUCUCAGAGGUCCAAGUCUGAUGUGAUCCUCUCUCCCAAGCACCGGGGACGGCCCAGGAAGACCAGCCCAAGGUUUCAGGGUGCAGCAGCGCCGGCCGCGUACGCAGACCCUGCCCCACAAUUCCCAACCCGUCCACGUCACUCUCGCCAGGGCGCCAUCAAACAGAGCGCCGAUGACAACUCGGACAACACCAAUACAUCCUCAGAGCUGUUACCAGGGAAACGAGUCAAGGGUUCAAAAAAAGUAGGCCCUCCGAGAGUGCUUGAUAUGUCAAAGAAUAGGGUCAGUCCUCAGAAGAAGCUCCCAGCGAAACUCUGGGAUGACAUCGUGAUGGAAAGGAAAGACACAGGGAAACCUGCGCCCACAAAGACCGUUUCAGCCUCCGUGGGUAGGAGUAGGAACGUUCAGGACGGUGGUCGCGGUACUGCCGGAGAGUCCCAGUCCGAUGACGACUUCACACAGAAGAAAAAGCCCAAGGCAUUCAAAUCGGGACCCAUAAAGCCACGGGGUAAGAGGACACGUGGAAGGGUUCCGGAAGAUUCCAAGGCAGCAUCGAGUGAUUCGUCGACUUCCCAGGACGACAGGAAGAGUGAAUUGAGUAAAAGGGCCGGCCCGCAGACACUGAGGGGAAAGGGUAGCAAAUUCCUCAGGGUUCAGCAGAGAGAAAAGGAAGGAAAUGGAGAUCAGUGGACAGAGACAGAACUGUUGAGACUACAUGAGGCUGUGACGUCACUUCCCAAACACACAAAUGACUUCUGGGUGAACGUUGCCAUGGUGGUGGGCAGCCGUUCAGCUGAGGAGUGUCAGAAGCGGUACAACGGCCAGGCCCCCACCUCCCUGCCGCCUACCAAGGCCACCAAGAAAAGAGAAGUUCUGCACAAGAGGGAUCCAUUGGUGGAACCGCCUCGGAUAACCGCGAAAAAGGGCACACUGAAGCGGAAGCAGCAGGUGCGGAACCUCCUGGAACACAUGCCCAAGGAUGACCACGAUGACAUCUUCAACAGCUCGCCCAUGCAGAACAAGCGGGUCAAGUUGCCCACAGUGUCUCCCAAAGGGAAAGAGGAUGUGUUCAUGCGCUCUGAGCAAGACCCACAAACCCCCAGCUCAUCACGCUUCCCAUCGGUGAAAACACCUCAGUGUCUCCACAUCACCCCCGGCAUGAUGGGCUCGGUGAACAGAGACAACGAUGACAAGUAUAUCUACCAACUUCAAAAAAGAAUGAAGAAAGGCCAAGCGAAGCUGCAUAAAUUGGGGGCCGCUUCAAAGUACACGCCAACGCCAUCAGCCAAACGUGUUUUGAAGAGAUGCAACACCGCAGAGAAUGAUUCUUCUUUUGUGGUGUGGGAAAUGUUCCCUGACAAGGAGGACCAUUCAGUGGAAAGUGGGGAAGAAGAGGACUAUUAUUUUAUGGAUGAUGACUGAGCUGCAGAUUUAUGGGUCUCUUUACUCCAAGCAGGCUGAAAAGGGGAGGGACAUAUCUGAGUUUGUCUAAUAAGAAACGCUAGUUUUUGUUGCAAAACAUUUAGCUAUGGUUUGUACUUAUACACCCUGUUUGGAUGAUUACGUUUUAAAACAGGAAAUGAAAUGCUGUAACAUUGUCAAUAUUUUUAUAUCUAUACACACUGUGUAAUUGUCAAUUAGGUUCUGUGAUUCAAUCCCCACGGCUGUUGUUUUAAAAUGGGUUUAAAAUGUUUUGUUUAUAUAUUGUGCCCCCUGAAUGCAGAGCCUUUUUACAAUAAAUGUUAAGACGA